This is a messenger RNA of Suillus paluster, 354 nucleotides long. RefSeq lists its product as uncharacterized. NCBI's taxonomy places the organism in Eukaryota, Fungi, Basidiomycota, Agaricomycetes, Boletales, Suillaceae. The transcript has 3 exons. The coding region runs from base 1 to 354 and encodes 117 amino acids. The record is from RefSeq and is a predicted model, not a curated record.
AUGAACAACCAUGCCAAUGCUAACGGGGGAUUCGGGAAUCAGAAUGGAGAUGGAAAUCAGACAACUGCUCCAACAUGCUCCAAGGGCCCUGGACGUGACAUUUACGAUGCCAAGAAGACAACUGCACUGACCUUGUUGAAGGAGUUGAUGUAUGUUACAUGGGCUGCCGCGCGAAUUCGCGUGUGCCAACAAGUCUAUGAACCCACCUUACCACUCCCUCCGUAUCCGCUGCCGCCAGUCUGGGAAGACAAGAUGCGCGCGAUGAUGGUGCUAUGGAUUGCAAGGGAACGCCGAAUGUUCGAAAUGGAGAUGCAGGAGCUUGAAUAUCUCCUGGGACUCAGACGUGUGCGUUAG